Molecule: messenger RNA, 804 nt
Organism: Aphanomyces invadans
Lineage: Eukaryota; Oomycota; Saprolegniomycetes; Saprolegniales; Verrucalvaceae
Exons: 3
Coding region: 18-749 (243 amino acids)
Source: RefSeq, a predicted model, not a curated record
GAUUCUUUCCGCACGCCAUGGCGACAGGCACGACGGCUGGCGGCGGCGGGUCGUUUGCCACGCCACUCGACGACACGAAUGCGCUCAUGUAUGCGUCCCGCAUGCAGUAUUUGCACGAUGACGAGUCAAAGGAUCGGACCCGGCCGGACACGCAGUUUAUGUCGAGAAAGCAAGCGCACAAGCAAGGCGCGUACAGUGCGACUGGGAAAACGCUGGACCAUCACCAUGGCCACCACGGCCACCACUACAACCGCCGCAUGAGCAUCAAGCAGCAACCAUCUCCCCACCACGACGUGGAAGCAAACUGGCAGCCCGUGUUCCAAGCAGGCUGCCACUUCUGGCAAAAUGUCGUGACGGGUGAAUGCAUUGCCGACGAGGCAAUGGGAUGUUCACCAUGCCCAUUUCAUGAACCGGAAGUGCACUGCGAAUGGAACGGCGAAGUCGACGAGCAAGAUGGGGACGUGACCCCGUUUCCGCCGUCGUUCCAGUUCCUCGAUGCCGCGACUGCUCGUAAGACGACUUGGUCUCUUGUUGUGAAAGUGGCGGUGUUAACAGGGUUUGACCCCAGCCAAGGCAGCCAAGAACAAGAGCAUCAACAAGUCAGUGCACCACAUUGUCAUGCGCAAGAGCGAGCGGUAGGCUGCGCAAUGAGCGUUCUGAGGCAUGAGGCGCGACUUCUCGCUCGACGAAAGUCCAGCACCGACGUAUCAUGUCUAAAAGCUGACACAAGUCGUCAAGUUCAGCCAUGAACGCUGCCAUGUUUUAUAGGAUAUGGCAACUACUGGUGCUGCCUAUUGAGUCGUG